Molecule: messenger RNA, 512 nt
Organism: Amorphotheca resinae ATCC 22711
Lineage: Eukaryota; Fungi; Ascomycota; Leotiomycetes; Helotiales; Amorphothecaceae
Exons: 2
Coding region: 41-322 (93 amino acids)
Source: RefSeq, a predicted model, not a curated record
ACAACCAUCAACAAUCACCAACCGCAGACCAACGAGCGUCAUGGCAAUCCCACCGGUAGAGCAGCUCCAGCGCCCCGAGCCACUGCGCGAUGUGCUUGCUAAGGACAAACCUGAAGACUGCCUCCCCUGCAGGGUCACUGGGGCUACUGCCUUCAUUGGUCUAGGCGCAUACAGCUACUUCUCUGGACAUUCCCAGUUGAAGGCACAAGAAGCCAAGAUUUUGCAGAGCAAGAGCUUGUUUGGGAUGAAGAGUCGGCAGGCAGGAAUCACCACUAUUGCGCUGUCACUUGUCGGAAUGGGUCUAUGGAGACUAGUCAACUAAAGAGCAGUCAUCGUUGUUGGGUCUUUGGAGGCUCUAUGGAGUAUGAAUCAGGAAUUGCAUCACACGGAGUUGCGCAUGAAACGGGUCUACUGUAUUAAGAAUUUCCUUUCCAUUGGUAUCUCAGUUCGUCUAGAAUCAUACAACUGCCGUUAUUACACCGGCUCCAUUGGUCGAAUUGACUGUGUUUUUG